Messenger RNA from Blastocystis hominis, 360 nucleotides. RefSeq lists its product as hypothetical. Gene Ontology annotation, cellular component: intracellular anatomical structure. The transcript is spliced from 3 exons. Gene Ontology annotation, molecular function: RNA binding. The record is from RefSeq and is a predicted model, not a curated record. Bases 19 to 360 code for a protein of 113 amino acids. NCBI's taxonomy places the organism in Eukaryota, Bigyra, Opalinata, Blastocystidae.
CUAUUACUAAGGAGCAUAAUGAAGAAAGCAAAAGAGGUAAUAUUUGAUAAUUACACUAGAAACACUUCUAUGCCUUCGAAGAGGGUAAAUAGGAAAAAUUUGGAAGCAGAGAGAAAAAGCCUUCCUGUGUUUGCCUAUCGGAAAGACAUUAUUGAAUCAGUAAAGAAUAAUCCCACUACAAUUAUUGUUGGAGAAACAGGAAGUGGAAAAACAACUCAAAUUGCCCAAUACCUGCUAGAAUCUGGUUAUUUUAAUGAUGGUGUUAUUGGAAUUACUCAACCGCGUCGUGUGGCUGCCAUCACUGUAGCCAAGCGAGUUGCUGAAGAAAGAGGAACAGAACUUGGAGAUGGAGUUGGCUAA